Molecule: messenger RNA, 4995 nt
Organism: Dromaius novaehollandiae (emu)
Lineage: Eukaryota; Metazoa; Chordata; Aves; Casuariiformes; Dromaiidae
Product: maestro heat-like repeat-containing protein family member 2B
Exons: 41
Coding region: 1-4842 (1613 amino acids)
Cellular component (GO): cytoplasm
Source: RefSeq, a predicted model, not a curated record
AUGCGGAGACUCCGGGCGCUCCGAGGUCUCUUCGCUUGUGGAGGCUGCUGGUCCCGGCCUCCCGUUCGGGAGGAUGGAGGCAGGGCGGCAGAGUCCGUCCCUGCAGCCGUCCCCACCUUUGCUGGGCGAGUGGCUUCUCUGUCAAACCGCCUGCAAGAGGAGGAGGGCGACAGAGCGGAGGUCUACCGAGAGCUGGAGAGAGUCCUGCAGGGCGACGACGGCCGCGUGCAGAGCGCUGUCCUGGCCAGAGUGAUCGCAGCGGCCUCGAGGGACAUGAGAGCGGCGCAGGGCGUGACGGAGCAGGUGCGGACGGCCGCCAGCGACGUCCUGGUGGCUCUGGCCCGCUGCCACUUCGACAGCGUCAUGUGCGAGCUGCAGUGCCGCCUGAGGGCCCUGGGAGAGAUCUCCGAGGACCUCGUGUUCGUCACCUUGGGCAAGCUGGCCAGCAGCUACGCCCUGCGGUGCGUCCCCUUCGUGGGCAUGACGCUCUUCGCCCUGCGCACGAUGCUGAGCCAGGUGGGGAGCAGCCGGACCCUGCGCGCCGUCUGCAGCGUCCUGGAGCAGUGGUCGAAGGCCGUGAACAGCUACCUGGGCGCCUGGGAGCAGUGCAGCUUCCCGCGCGUGGGGCAGGCCCAGCUCUGCAGCAGCAUUUCCCCGCUCUUCGGCCACGCGGUGGGGAGCUGGCUGGGCUGCGAGGAGGAGGAGGCCAAGCAGGCCGUCCUGGGGGCGAUGGCUGCCAUGAUGGGCCUCCUCGUGCGCGAGGAAGAGCACCGCGAGCGCGUGUGGGAGCAGCUCCCCUGGCUCCUGGGCCAGUACCAGCAGGUCCAGGACUCUUUCCGGGUGACCAAGGCUCUGAGUUAUUUCCUGGCGGUUUUGGGGGAAGUGCAGAUCCCCAUCCCCCAGGACGAGGUUGAGGCCAUCGGCACCGCUGUGCACUGCCAGCCCGAGUUUGCCCUGAGGACACGGUGGCCUUUCUGCGCUCGCAGCUGGGGAGUCGGAGCGAGGCCGCUCGCGUGGUGUCCUUGGAUCUGCUCGGAGCCCUGGUGCGCCCCACAGCAGAGAGAGGCCAGAGCCUGCCCCUGCUCGUGCAGGCGGUGCGCUGCGCGCUGGGAGACCCCAGCAGGAAGGUGGCGAGGGCAGCGCUGCGCUUCACCAAGGAGCUGCUGGGCUGCAGCGUCCAGAGCUGCUCGGCCUGGGACCUGGUGGCCCACGUCUUCGCCACGUUCAGCCAGGCCUCCGGCAGACUGGCGCAGGGAAAGCUGUCUGAGGCAGAAGCGCAGGAAGCAGCAGAUCUUCAAGCCCUGUGCUUGGACAUCCUGCGCUCCCUGGACGUCUCCGUCCGGGGGACUCCUGUGGCUGCGGCUGCUGCAGUACGUGGUGCCAGCCCAGUACACCGGCACGUUGGUGCCGCUCUGCCGGUGCCUGCGAGAGCUGGCCGAGAGCCGGGGGAGAGCAGGGGGCGAGGACGGAGAGGAGGAGCCCAACGUCGCGGCCUCCCGGCAGCGAGCCAAGCUGCCGAGGCCGCAGGCCCUGCUGGCUCGCCUGCUGGUGGUGGCGGCGGCUCCUCACGCCGGCGGCGGCUGCGGCGUCGCUGCCCUGCGGCUGCUGCGGGCCCUGUCCGCAGAGAUCCACGGCGCCCUGGGGAUGGUGUGGGCCGUGAAGAUCCCCUUCCUGCUGCAGUGCCUGGAAGGGCAAAGCGAGAGCUGCCUGGACUCUGCCGAGUGGGAGCAGCUCCUGCUCAAGUUCCUGAGGACGUCGCUGGAGACGAUCGAGAGCCAGGCCUGGACCGUGGGCCUGAGCUUGGAGCUGAGCCAGCAGACGGGCAGCUACCCCCGGCCGUCCCGGGAGCAGGCCUUCCUGUAUAAAGCUGUCGGGGUGUCCCUGGCAGCGUGUCGGCACGUCCCCUACGUCCGCGGGGAAAUGAAGAAGUAUCUGUUAAGGAUGAAUUACUUGGAGGUGUCUGAGAGAGAGGCGAUGAUUUCGGUUGUGGCCGGCUCUGCCGAGAGCCACUUCCACCUUGCCUUGGAGGUGCUGCAGGAGUUUGGGGCGUCCAUGGAGGAAAGACCAGUGUCCGGGGCUUUCAAACGCCUGAAGGAAUACCACCAGGGGAAGAGAGCGGGGAGGCACGCGGCCCUCGUGCUGGCCUACGGCCGGAUCGCGCUCCGCGCCCCGCCGGAGCAGCUCCUGGCCCGCGUGGAGAGCGACGUCGUGGGGCGCAUCCUGCGGCACUACCGCGCCAGCUGCCAGGUGCUGGGCUUCUCCUUCUCCACCAAGGACGUGCAGCUCAAGCUGGCGCUGAUCCGGAGCGUCGCCGAGGUCAGCCGGGCCGUGCGGGUGGCGGGGGGCUCCCGCGGCGUGGAGCUCUGCCGCAAACGGGAGCUGCUGGACACCUUGCUGGGCUUCGUGCAGGGGGAGCCCCGGGAUCGCCUGGCGUCCCCCGUGCGCCGGGAGGCGUUUGUGGCCGUGGGGCACUUGAGCAAACUGAAGCCAUCGCUGAGCCGGGAGGAAAACCGCGACCUCCUGGAUCAGUGUGUGGGGAGCGUGAUGCCCCUGCCUGCCCUGGAGCCGGCGGAAGAGGAGGGGGCGACGGCGGCGGACGCCGGGCACGUGCAGGGUCUGCACGCGCGGACCAUGGGGGCUCUGGGCGAGCUGCUGACGGCCCUGCUGGAGGAAGACCUCAGCUCGGACUGGCUCGCGGAGAUGCUGCAUGUGCUGGAGUACUGGCUCACCUCGGCCAAGGAGUGGGAGCGGGAGAGGGCCCUGCAGGCCUGCGCCCAGCUGCUGGGCGCUUUCGAGGAGCGAUUCGAGCUCACGGGAGAAACCUCUUUCGGGCCCUUUGGCUCCAUGGUGGGACUGCUGGCGCCUUUCACCUGCGACUCGCUGGCCACGUCCCGCCAGCGGGCAGGGGCCUGCCUCGGCCACCUCCUCCGCAUACAAGGCAGGACGCUGGAGACGGGGGCCGAGGAGGACGAGGUGCAGCCCUUGUGCCAGCGGCUGAGCGCCCCAGACGCCGAGGCUCUGCGCCAGGCUUCCUCCAGACUCAGAAAGAUCGUCUGCAAACACAUCCCGCCAGCGCAGGCCACGGACUUCCUCUCUGCCGCCCUGGACGGGAUGCUGUCGGCCCAGUCCGCGUGUGCUCAGGCAGCGGGCGAGUGGCUGCUCACCUUCCUGGAGACGUGCGGGGGGCAGCUGUUCACGGAGGUGCCAGAAAUCCUGAGCAUCAUCUACGUCCGGAUGCCGACCAUGCAGCAGGACACCCUCCGGCACUUCCUCCUGGAGGCCGUGUCCCUGCUCGCCCUCUACCACCCCGGGGCCGUCAUCGACAGCCUGCUGCAGAAGCAGCUGCCCAUGGACAGUGACACCGAGGAGCUGUGGAGGGUCCUGGGGGGAAAAUUCUUUGUGGACCACUUCCUGCGGGUCUUGAUGGAAAAACUGAAGAACUCGGGAAGCGACCAGCCCAGGACCAGCUCUGCCAAGCCCGAGGCAGAGGAGGAGGAGGCUGCGCUGGAGCCUCUCAAGAUGACCCGGGCCAUCUCUGUGGUGGUGUCAGCGCUGCAGAGCCCGGAGGCUGUGCUGCGCCUGCUCCCGGAGCUGCUGCCGGUGCUGCUGAAGCAGAUCAGCGCCACAGUGGGCAAGGAGAUGCCGUCUUCCGCACUCAUCACCCGGGGAAAGCUGUUCCUGAAGGGCCACGCGAGCGACGACAAUCCUUGCAGGCUUUCCCUGGAGACCCUGGAGGCGGUGCUGCGCACGUGCCUCGACGGGAAGUGGCUGCGGCUGCUGCGGCAGCAGGGCGCCUGGGCUGCCCUGGAAGACCCCCGGGCUCACCACGACGGCGUCUGCCUGCUGACCGGGGUGCUGCUCCGCGCCGGGACCGUCUCGCUGCCCCUGGUGCUGGUGCUGACCCGGUGGCUGGACGCCCCCUCGGCCAACCUGCGGGUCACGGCCGCGGCUUUCUGUGCGGAGCUGAUGAAGGAGCCGGCGCUGCGGGAGUGGAGGUGCCUCCAGCCCAUCGCGAGGGCCUUGCUGGAGAAGCUGCGGGACUCGAGCAGCACCGUGCGGCAGAUGGCAGCGCGCGGCCUGGGCAACCUGGUCAGCGGGGCGCCGGAGAAGCUGCGAAAGCACAAGGGAGCGGUGCUGGAGGCGCUGCGGAGGGGCCUGGAGGACGCGGCCGCGGCGGAGGUGGUGGCAGAGAGCCUGCUGGCGCUGGCGAAGGUGGUGACGGAGCUGAAGGGGAAGGCUGUGGGCUCCGCCUUCAGGGACAUCGCCAGGGCCACCAAGGGGUUCUUCGAUGCUGAGCAGGCGUCGCUGCGCUCGGCGGCCUUCACCCUGUACGGGGUGCUGGCCGCCUCUGCCACGAGCAGGUGGAGGGCUUUCUUCACGGAGGAGCUGGGCAGCACGUGGGCCACCCUCGUCCUGCACCUCCGGGACCCCGACCCGGGCGCCUCCAUGGCGUGCCAGGGCGCCCUGCGGCUGUGCGCCCCGUUUCUGGGGCUGCGGAGGGUGCGGCAGGGCCUCGCCGUCACCACCCGGCUGAGCGCGGCCGAGCUGCUGGGCGACGUCUGCAGCCAGCUGGCCCAGGAGAGCCCCGAGCACCAGGAGAUGCUGUACGUCGCCGCCCGGCGCCGCUUCCUGGGGAGCUGCGGGGAGCUGCAGGCUGCGGCCCUCGACGUCGCCGGGGUCCUCGUGGAGCACGCGGGCCUCGAGUGGCUGACGCGGGAGGAAGCGAUGCCGCUCUCAGCAACUCUGCGGGUGCUGCGGAGCGACGGGGACCCGCGGGUGCAGCAGGCGGCCGCUCGGCUCCUCCGGGACGCCGGCCUCGAGCAGCCCCCGCGGCGGCGCUGAAAUAAACCUCGCCGGGAACCUGCCGCAGCAGCGGGGUGUUUCUGCGCCGGGGCCCGGGAGCCGCUUCGCCCCCCGCCGCCCCCGUUGGCCGCCGGGUCCCCGGGGCUCCGGCCGGGGCCGCUGUCCCGGGGCUGAAGGGGGCGGGGCCAGAGC